AGUUGGUUCAUUUCCGUCCUCCGCUGCACUGGCGUCGUCGUUCCUUCCGUUGCCGUGGGCUCCCGUGCCUACGUUCUCCACGCCGUUCAGGUGCUGAUCGAAGUGCUGCUUCCACCUUUCGAUCACCUCACGUCCGUCCGUCAAGAGGCCUCCGUCUUUAUCCCUGCAUAUUUUGGCUCGCGGCACGAAGCCAUUGCGGAAUGCGUUGAGUUUCUGAUAGAACUUCCGUGUUUCUUGGGAACGGCACAGCAGUUCCUUUUCUUCACACUCCGCUUCUUCCAGGCGGCGCUUUUUUUCCCGAAAGAGGCGGGUCUGCUGUUUCCGCUUCUGUUUGUAACGUUCCACGUUCUGUCGAGUCCCUUGCUGCAGCAUUACCGCCCUCGCUGCGUUCUUCUCCUCCAAAACCGUUAUGCACUCUUCGUCGAACCAUUCGUUCCGUCGAUUCCGUUCCACGUACCCGAUGGUGCUCUCGGCUGCGUCGUUGAUGGCUGCUUUCACUGUACUCCAGCAGUCCUCUAGAGGGGCCUCAUCGAGCUCGCCCUCGUCUGGCAACGCGGCUUCGAGAUUCUGCACGUAUGCUGCCGUGAAUCGCAAGUCAGUCCCAUAUGUAAAAAGUAGGCAUUGAGAAAAUGGACUCUGAAGUUUUUAAAUUCGAUUUCUAUGUGAAAUUUCAAAAAAUCGCCAGAAAUUGAAUAUUUCUGCGAUCAUCAUGAAACUUUCACAAAUUGUUUUAAACGUGAAAACGUAGCUGCGAAAAAUAUCAAACUGGUUGAAACAGUGUUCGAUUUUGUACGGCAGGGUACACAAGUUCAUAAUGGGACUGACUUGCGAUUACUUUUCAUUAUGGGACAAUCUGACUUGAUGUUGUUGUUCGAUUUUACUGAACAAACCAUAUAUUUUUAUUCACACAGCUGAAAGAUCAUCCGAAGAAAGAUCGAAAACUUCCAUUAACUCAAAUUUUCCCAAAAUGCAGAUGGAACUGACUUGCGAUUCACGGCAGUAUGCUGAGGCGACAUCCGGUUGCUUCAGUCGCUCUAGGUUGUACCGUGGCGGUCGCCGGUACCGUACAUUGUUGAUGACGGAGAGUUUUGGGCGCAGUUUGACCAUCACCAGAUAGUGGUCGGAGUCGAUGUUGGCGCCACGAUAGGUCCUGACGUCGAUAAUGUCGGAGAAGUGCCGUCCGUCAAUCAGAACGUGGUCGAUUUGAGAUUCUGUCUGCUGUGGUGAUCUCCAGGUGUAACGAUAAAGGAGGCUGUGUUGGAAAAAGGUGCUACGUAUGGCCAUAUUUUUGGAGGUGGCGAAAUCAAUGAGUCGUUGGCCGUUUUCGUUCGUUUGCUGGUGGGCGCUAAACUUGACUAUAAAGAAUGCAGAUUUCGAAAAAAAAUGAGUUUCAUAAAAAUUUGAACAACCUUUGUUUCAACUGUACAGAACAAUGCCUACUAGUCUUUGAAGAAUAUUAGUUAAUAUGGUUCAUUUUGAAUCAUUAUUCAGUGUAGCAGGCUGCUAGCGUUGCAAGUGUAGAUAUAAAGGUGUGUAGUGUAUGAAAGAAUGGAUGACCUAAAUUAUCACAAAACUCUCAUGGCCACUUCUUCACUUGAGAGUUAAUAGGUUCAUGGAUCCUAUUUGGUUGUGGAACGUUACUAUCUAAAUCGAAAUCACCUAAUGUUACAGUGAUUGUUUUUAUCAACCCAGCUCUAUAACAGCAAGGAUGAUUCAUAAUAUUCCAAAAAUAUAUAACAACGAUUAUUGUUCCCCGAACUACUUUGGUAAAUACAAUGGUUUAUGUAACACUACUUAACGUAGUGGCAGAAGCUAUAACCACAGGUGUAGACCCGAAGCUAUGGUCUCCGAAGUAGUUUGGAUGAUCUGGAAUAUCUCAAACCAUCUUGGAAUGACUCAUGAAAUAACAAGAGGAUUACUGAUUACAGUUGGAUGUGUAAAGUUUCCGUUCAAUGUGCGUAUAACUACUGUUACUGUCAAGAGCUAAACUUCCAGUUUAGGACGUCCCUGAAUGUCCCAAAAGUUCAUAGAAUAAUAGACUUUAGGUUGGUCCAGUAACUGAUUAUGCAACGUUAUUCAGUAUAUCAGAUAUGGCUACUGCUACGAGUCUAGAUCUGAUGUUCUGAACUUCAAGGUAGUUUGACUGACCUGGAAUAUCCCUGAAGUGGGUUUCGUGGCCGUGCGGUUAGCGGAGGCAGUCGUCUAGGCGUAUCGUAAGCCUCGGAGUGUGGGUUCGAUUCCUGCUCCAGUCGGUGGAAACUUUUCGUCAAACGAAAAAUUCAUCACUGGGUGUUCUGCGUCUUGUCCGUUACUUGGAUUCUUGUGGAUUUGAAUGACUUCAUUAUAGGACAGUUUGGACGACCCUGAAUGUCCCAAAGGUUUAUAAUAAUUUCCAGUAAACUUCAGAUUGGUCCAGUGAUCGUGGUUGAUUAUGCAACGUUACUCAGUAUAACAGAUAUGGCUACUGUUACGAGUGUAGACCUGAUGUUCUGAACCCCAAGGUAGUUUGACUGACGUGGAAUAUCCUUAUAGUGUCUAUAAAUGGCAUAGUAGAUUUUAAGACGUUCACGGAUCCCUGUAGGUUAUGCAAUGCUAUUAUUUAUGGCGAAAACACAUACAAUUAUUCUUGUAGACUUGAAGAACCUUACUACAGGACAGUUUGGAACACCUAGAACACCUCAGAAUAUAAAACACGCUUUGAUAUUCUUGACGAAGGCUAAAUGAAUACAUAUGAACGUAACCCAUAUCCAAAUUCAGCUUUUAGAAAAACUGGGAUGCCAAUUAUUUCGUGUAUUCAAACUUCAUGGUGUUCAGGAUGUUCUAGGUUCUCAGUUAAAUCUCAAACACAAAUAUUUCCAUUUUUACUUCAUAAAGGAGACUAUUUGCAACAACUUUGCACAAGGGGCUCCUUAUGAGAUUCUGGUGAGAAUUUAUGAUGAGAUUUCUGUGGAAAUCCCUGCUGGAAUACUCACGGAAUACUUCCAGGGAUCUUUGGGAUUGCCAAGAAAUUGCAGAUUAUAUCCAAAAAUCCUAUUGGAGUUCAUUCAGGAAUUCCUGAGCUUGCUCCAGAAACUUAUGUAAGGAUCCCUCAAGUAAUUUCUGGUGUGGUUACUCCUGCGAUUCCCCAGAUAUUCCUCUUGGUGUCUCCUUUAUGGAAAGAUUUUCUCAGGAAUUCUCAGGAAUUUCUUAAGGUAUUUCUACUGGGAUUGCCUAAGGAUAACAAAGAUAGGCAUCCAGAUAGCCUGGUGGUUAAGGCUAUGGAUCGCCAAUCUGGAGACGGUGGGUUUGAUUCCCAUUCCGGGCGAGAAAAUUUUCUUGACUCCCUGAGCGUAGUGUAUCAUUGUCCUUGCCUCACAAUAUACAAAUUCAUGCAAUGGCAGGCACAGAAAGCCCUUCAAUUAAUAACUGAGGAAGUGCUCAAAGAGUACUAAAUUGGAAAAAAGCAGGCCAAGCUUCAGUGGGAAUGUAGAGCCAUACAGAUAAAGAAGAACUAACUUACGUCAAAGAUUUUUCUAUGCCAGAAAGUAACCAAAUAAUACAAAGUCACCCACAAAAAGAAACAAUAUUGGAUCAAUUACAAUAUCAGGCUCGAUUGAAGCAAAAAAAAUAUAGACAGCACUAUUGAAGUUAUCACGCGCAUUGAGCCGUAACCAAAGAUAGCACCUCAGCACUAGCAGCAGUUUGAUUUGAAAUCGCCGAUAACCACAGCUGAUUAAAUGGAUUGAAAACACCAAAUUAACAUAUGGAUUGGUGAUUUGGCGGACAGACAAGUUGUUAAUCGAACAAAAAAUGAAAAAUGAACUCCAACAAACCACCGCGAUGCACCGUGGUGGUAACCUUCACGCCCUUGGUGAAGGGAAGCAGUCGGUGCGGUGUUGCAAUUUCGGAACCGAUAAGGCCACAUGAGUGAAAUUUUUCAAAUUGUUACUAUAAAAAGUCAAGUUCCCUCCCGGCGAGGGUUUCAGUUUGGUGAGUUAGGUUCUUGGUAGAACAACCAACGGUUUCAAGUGUAGUAGCAGUACAAUGAUCAAGAGUUCUGUGGUGGCUUUUGCCCUGUUGGGUGCUGCGUUGGCUUUCGAGCAUCAUGGAUUCAUCAGCGAAGUGAAAUAUAUCCCGUACAAGUGGUACGGUGGUAUGCAAGGAGGCAUGGGUGGCGGCGGCGGCGGUGGCGGCUUUGAAAUGGGAGGAGGUAUGGGCGGCGGAAUGGGAGGAUUCGGAGGAGGCUUUGGCAUGGGCGGUGGUGGAAUGGGAGGAGGAUGGAAGGAAGGUGGUGAAGACUACUAUUCGUAUCCCAAAUACAAGUACGAAUAUGGAGUCAAGGACUUCCACACCGGAGAUCACAAGAGCCAGUGGGAGAUGCGUGAUGGAGAUGUCGUCAAGGGAGAAUACACUCUGGAUGAGGCCGAUGGAAGCAAACGUAUCGUUGAGUACUACGCUGAUGGAAAGAAUGGUUUCGAAGCUAAAGUGAAGAACAUUGGCGGAGGAGGUAUGGGAGGUGGAAUGGGCGGUGGAAUGGGAGGAGGUAUGGGAGGAUUCGAAGGUGGCUACCACGGAAUGGGAUACAGUUAUAGCAAGCUGAAGAAGUACAACUAAUAAGAUCGAGAUUGAUCGUACCAAGACUGGAAACCGAUGUUUAAUAAAGUAUUAUCAAUUGCAAAACCUUAAGGAAAAUUUGUUUUAUUUGCAAGAUAGUGCACGUCUUUCAAGACGGUUUGGUAUAAUUGUAAUUCCUGUUCGUUGUAGGUCCUGAUUACGUUUUUCGCAAUUCUUUAACACUAGCCCAAAAAUGAUGAGGACACAUGCUGUUUUGUUUACAUCGUAACAAAAAAAAACAGUGUAUGUUUCAAAGUUUCUUUCUUUGAUUUCUGCUCAACAUCUAGGUUACUUGAAACUCCAAUAAUAUUUGCGGCAAUCUGGAAAGAUCAGUCUUAUUUAGGCUACAGGACCUCUGACCAUACUGAGGGUAACCCUUUGUAAAUUCUAACCGAUAUUCAAGGAGAAACUUCAGAGAAUACAAACAUGUCCGCCAUAAUGGCCGACUUGGGCCCCUACUCACGUUUUCAAGAGCACCAUUCUUAAAAAUACGUGUGCAAAAGCGCUCGAUUUGGAAAAGCUGCAUAUUUUUUGCGAGUGAGCAAAGCCAGGAUAAACAAGUGUGGCUUGGUUCGAAGCUUCGUUCGUCAGGUUUGUGCCUCUAAAGUUUGUAUGCAAGAUUGCAAUGGGAUUUCAUUGGUUGCUAAUAAACGUUAACAAUUUCAUUCGAUUCGGUUCACUGGUUUCGGAGAUAUGAUAGUUCAAAAAUAAGCUGUCUAAAAAAAUAAAGUUUUACGAGAACGGUUCUAGCUUCGCGAAAUAUUAACCAAUCAAGCCCAAAUUUGUUCCAAUAAUGCACAUAUAAUAGGUUGACAAACAGUCACAAUUUGAGAUUUGUUUAUGCAUUCUAUGAAAAGUUACAGCAUGUUGAACUUUUUUGUGAGAGAAAAAAAGUUGCCUAUUCCAAACAUUUUGGCCACCCCCUGUUUAAAAGUCAAUGUAUGUAUGGUUGUAUAUUUAUUUUGUAUGUUUGAAUGUUUGUCUAUUAGUAUGAUUAUAAGGUUUAUAUGUAUGUUUUUUUUUAUGAUCCGGCAUAACUAUGGAAUGCGUGAAACAAUUUAAAUCAAACUAAGCAUACACAUUCCUUAGGUUGUGGAGGUAGUUAUAGGGAUAUUGGAAUUCAAUAUGGCGGUUUGGGAUUCAAAAUGGCUGCCAAAACUCCAGAAUGUAUGCUGUUUGGCUGCAAUGCGGCUUCGAAUACUAAGCAAUGGAUGUCUGUCUAUCGACAGGGUGAGGGUGAUGAGUAAAAUUCAAAAAUAAAUAUCCGACGCCAUUUUUAAAAACAAGAUGGCGGCCUAUAAUCCAAGAUGGCGGCGGUAGUUUGAACUAUGAUAUCUUGCAGUAU
Messenger RNA from Aedes albopictus (Asian tiger mosquito), 5938 nucleotides. RefSeq names its product adult-specific cuticular protein ACP-20-like. Lineage: Eukaryota; Metazoa; Arthropoda; Insecta; Diptera; Culicidae. The coding region runs from base 4024 to 4593 and encodes 189 amino acids. Gene Ontology annotation, cellular component: extracellular matrix. The transcript has 2 exons. The record is from RefSeq and is a predicted model, not a curated record.